AUGGAGCCAACCGCACCUCUGAAACGCGCCCAGGCUGCCCUCAGCCGGGUCACCGACUUUGGGCCCAACAGCUCAAAUGUCAAGAUGUACAUCUAUGUGCCAACCAGACUUGCCGCGAAGCCGCCUGUGAUCGUGGCGAUCCACUACUGCACCGGCACCGCCCAGGCCUACUACAGCGGGUCCCCGUACGCCCAGCUUGCGGACCAAAAGGGCUUCAUUGUCAUCUACCCCGAGUCUCCGUACAGCGGCACCUGCUGGGACGUGUCGUCGAGAGCCACGCUCACCCACAAUGGCGGGGGCAACAGCAACUCGAUCGCCAACAUGGUCAAUUAUACGCUGAACAGGUACAAUGGUGACGCCAGCAAGGUGUUUGUCACUGGCACCUCGUCCGGCGCCAUGAUGACGAACGUCAUGGCGGCCACGUACCCGGAGUUGUUCGCUGCAGGUAUUGUUUAUUCAGGCACCCCGGCUGGCUGUUUCUACAGCCAGUCCGGGGGCGUCAACCAGUGGAACAGCUCGUGCGCCAACGGCCAGGCCCGCGGCACACCCCAGGUGUGGGCCAAAAUGGCCUUUGACAUGUACCCCGGCUACAACGGCUCGCGGCCCAAGAUGCAGAUCUACCACGGCUCGGCCGACACGACGCUCAACCAGAACAACUACAAUGAAACCAUCAAGCAGUGGUGCGGCGUGUUUGGAUACGACUACACUAGGCCCGACACCACGCAGGCCAACACGCCCCAGUCCCGGUAUACGACCUACACGUGGGGCGACCAUCUCGUCGGCGUCUACGCGCAGGGUGUCGGGCACUCGGUGCCCAUGCGCGGGAGCGACGACAUGAAGUUCUUUGGGCUGUGA
Parathielavia appendiculata is the source of this 855-nucleotide messenger RNA. RefSeq names its product carbohydrate esterase family 1 protein. Bases 1 to 855 code for a protein of 284 amino acids. The record is from RefSeq and is a predicted model, not a curated record. Gene Ontology annotation, molecular function: hydrolase activity. The transcript has 3 exons. Gene Ontology annotation, cellular component: extracellular region. NCBI's taxonomy places the organism in Eukaryota, Fungi, Ascomycota, Sordariomycetes, Sordariales, Chaetomiaceae.